Podarcis lilfordi (Lilford's wall lizard) is the source of this 151-nucleotide messenger RNA. The record is from the annotation of a GenBank genome assembly. NCBI's taxonomy places the organism in Eukaryota, Metazoa, Chordata, Lepidosauria, Squamata, Lacertidae.
ACGGUGCUUCGUGACGGCAAGAGAGAGAGCAUUAUGAGCACACUCUUUGUCUCCCCAUCCGACAUUGAGAACGGCCAGACCAUCGUCUGCCGAGCUACCAACAAGGCCAUUCCCAAUGGAAAGGAGACCUCUGUCACCAUUGACAUUCAAC